This is a messenger RNA of Colossoma macropomum (tambaqui), 4227 nucleotides long. It is a transcript of the gene zranb3, whose product is annotated as zinc finger, RAN-binding domain containing 3. NCBI's taxonomy places the organism in Eukaryota, Metazoa, Chordata, Actinopteri, Characiformes, Serrasalmidae. The coding region runs from base 329 to 3601 and encodes 1090 amino acids. The record is from RefSeq and is a predicted model, not a curated record. Gene Ontology annotation, molecular function: nucleic acid binding; ATP-dependent chromatin remodeler activity; zinc ion binding. Gene Ontology annotation, biological process: DNA repair; replication fork processing. The transcript is spliced from 20 exons. Gene Ontology annotation, cellular component: nuclear replication fork.
GUCAAAUGGUGCAGCACGCGCGCAGUUUUGAUGUAAACAACGUGUGCGAUUAGCUGCAGUGCUAACGGGUUACGAAACGUCCAUUAUAGGUUUUAAUUUCGAAAUAACACUUCAGUUGCGUGUAUAUAACGUGAAUAGCUACAAGCGCUUUUAAACGGUAGAAACUGAGCCUCUUUCGUCUGGGAAGUUUGUUAGCCAGCUAGCGUCUCUUGUCAAAAUGUUGUGCCGUUGCUAUUCCGUGUCCUCUGCGUUCGUUUUCAGCCUCACGCUUCUGUGUUUUUAGUUUUCUAUUUUUAUUUUUAGUUGAAACUGUAAAAAGGGCGAGAGAAUGAUAAAAAGUCAGCACAAGCUCUCGGCAGAAUCCUUCCAAGGCAAGGAUGAGGACCUGCUUCUUUUACCAGAGAAGUUGCAGAAGAGACUGCUGGCGUUUCAGCGGGAGGGGGUUAAAUUCGCCCUCUCCAGACAUGGAAGGUGUUUGAUUGCCGAUGAGAUGGGCUUGGGGAAGACUGUGCAGGCCAUCUCGGUGGCGUACCUUUACAGACAGGAAUGGCCUCUACUCAUCGUGGUGCCAUCCUCGCUGAAGUACCCCUGGAUUGAGGAGCUAGAGCGCUGGGUGCCUGAGCUCAUGCCUGAGGACAUCAACCUGGUUGAGAGCAAAGCUGACAUUACGGGGAUCAGCCAGAGCAAAGUGACAGUGUUGGGCUAUGGACUGCUCACCACUGACGCAAAGCCACUAUUGGAAGCCCUGAACAAGCAGCGUUUUGGCGUAGUCAUUGUGGACGAGUCACACUACCUGAAGUCCCGUAAUGCAGCACGCACCAAGAUCCUGGUGCCGGUCAUCCAGAACGCGAAACAUGCAAUCCUGCUCACGGGAACUCCAGCACUGGGCAGACCAGAAGAGCUUUUCAUGCAGAUUGAUGCUCUGUACCCACGGCGGUUUGGCACCUGGAGUGACUACGCCAAAAAAUACUGCAACGCUCACUACAAAUUCUUCGGGAACAGGCGUCAGUGGGACUGUCGUGGAGCAUCUCAUUUGGAUGAGCUGCACCACAGGCUGAGUGAGAUUAUGAUUCGCAGGCUCAAAGCCGAGGUCCUCACUCAGCUGCCGGCCAAAAUCCGCCAGAGGAUCCCCUUCGAUCUGCCCAAAGAGGCAGGCAAGGAAGCCAGUGUGAGUUUUGAGAAGUGGGAGAGGCUGAUGCGUUCCCUGGAUUCGGGGGAGUCAGACAGUGAGAACCCUUUCACUGAAGUCAUGAGUCUCAUCACACAGAUGUACAAACAGACAGCAGUAGCCAAGGCAGGAGCAGUGAAGGACUACAUAAAGAUGAUGCUGGAAACGGAGCAGCUGAAGUUCCUGGUCUUUGCUCAUCACCUCUGCAUGCUGCAGGCGUGUACUGAGGCUGUCAUUGAGGCCAAGGCCGGUUAUAUCCGGAUUGAUGGCAGCGUUCCAUCUGCAGAGAGGAUCCAACUGGUCCAUCGCUUCCAGAGUGAUCCAGACACCCGGGUGGCUAUUCUCAGCAUACAGGCAGCGGGACAGGGGCUGACUCUGACGGCCGCAUCCCACGUGGUGUUUGCUGAGCUCUACUGGAAUCCGGGUCAUGUAAAGCAGGCGGAGGACCGCGCCCACCGCAUCGGCCAGACCUCCUCUGUGCACGUGCACUACCUCAUCGCCAAGGGAACCUUCGACAUGGUCAUGUGGGGCAUGCUGAACAGGAAGGAAACGGUGACAGGCAGCACUCUGAACGGAAGGAAGGAUUAUCUGAAGGCAGAGGAGGGAGAUAAGGAGAAAUGGGACUUUCUGAACUUCGCUCAGGCAUGGACCCCGAGUGACUGCGCCAUUGGCGACGAGGACGACAAAAAAGGCGUCUUCUUCUCACAUUUUGAGAAAGACAAGCAGCACGACAUCCGUAAAUUUUUCUCUCCCACUGCGGAUAAAGACAGGAAGAGGAAGAGAACGGGCGAUUCCUCAGUCGCUGGCUCUCCUCCUACCCAAUCACACGAUCAGCUAGGAGCCAAUCAAAGCCCUCAUAACCCCAGCCCUGAUUCUGCUGUUCAGGAAGAGGAUUUUUGCCCUCAGGUGAAGCGACUUAGGCAGGCUCGUCCACUGUCACGGCGCAGUGGAGGAAAGAGAAGCCCGCUUACGCCCCUGAGCGCCCCCCGCAGGCUCUCAGCAGGGCUGCAAGUCUCCCGCCACAGCCAGAAGUGGAGCUGCAGAGUGUGCACCUUCUCCAACAGUGGCCUGCUUCUAUGCUGUGAGAUGUGUGAGACACCCCGAACCAAGAGAGUUCAUAGCCCCCCUGCUUCUCCUUCCCCAUCUCCCUCUCUCUCUGUCUCCAGCCCUUGCAUCACUCUUUCUGACUCAGAAGACGACCAGUCCACCUCCGAAGCAUCAGGCGACCGGCCCAUCGCCAUAACACCCCAAACUCCUCUGACCAAACAGAGCCAGCUGUCGAAGGAGGCUGAAGAAGAGAGAUCCACACUUUCGCUCCAAGAAUCACAAACAGACCCUUCCACUGAUAAUGAUGGCAGUGGGUGUAACCCUGUAGAUGACUCUCUGCCCGUGUAUGACAGUCUGAAGUUCUGUGCCAGCAAAAAUACCGACAGGAUCUACAUCUACAACCAGGAUGGCCUCCCACUCAAUUGCAACUUCAUUCCUUUGGAUAUCAGAAUGCAGAACUGGGAGGAUUUGCCUCCAGAAUUCAGCCGCACUGAGAACAGAAGACAUGUGGUGCGAUUUGUGCGCGAAUGGAGUUUUCUGACGGCAAUGAAGCAGAGGAUGGUGAGGAAGAGCGGACGGGUGUUCAGCAAUCCGGUACUGCUGCUGGACGAGCUUACACACACACAGCGCAGGCACAGCAGCACCAAGAGGUAUCUCUCUAAGCAGGAAGUGGCUCAGACCUCCCUCAGUGCUGCCCAGAGAGAGGGCGGAACCGUACGCAUCAUCAAUAAGGACAGCUUCCCCUCCAAGAGGAAAUCGAUAACCAAACCACUCGACAAAGCUGACAAAGAGGCAGAACCCUGCUCUACUGCCCUGGAGAGCACUGAGUGUGUGGAAACAGGCUCCGGCAGUGAGUCGGGGUACGUGCAGGCACUGGACUCUGGAGGAAACCCACUGUGCCUGUCCUGCCAGAAGCCCAGCGCUGAUCACUCAGGCUGGGCUGGGGGCUUCUGCAGUGCUGCCUGCAUGGAGGAGUUCCAGCUGCGCUCUAAUCAGAGCUACAUGCGCGCCCGUGUGCUGGAGGCUGAGGAGGGUGUGUGUCAGCACUGUGGCCUCCACGCCCACCAGCUGUACCUGCGCGUCCGCGACGCCCCACACACACAUCGCAAAGAGAUACUGGACAACACCUGGCUGGCACAGCUGCCUAUCAAACAGCUGAACGAGAUGAUUCGUAACCCAGUGGAAGGCCAGUUCUGGCAGGUGGACCACAUCAAGCCUGUCUACGGCGGAGGAGGCCAGUGUCUACUGGACAACCUGCAAACGCUCUGUACCAUCUGUCACCGCAUGAGGACUGCACAGCAGGCCAAAGAGAGGAGUCAGAUGAAGAAAGGACAAGCUGCUUCUAAACUGGCAUCUGACAUCACCCGAUUUUUCAUGAAGAAAUAACUGCUUUUGUCAGGUUUUACUCAUGUUUCAGUUCAUUAAUGAAUGCAGAAGUUAGAAAAGAGAUUCAGAUCUGUGAUAGCUUUGAAAACUCUGAAUGUAAUUGACACUGAUACUGCUGCCACAGCAGUGACGGGUCCACACAGUAUGUGGCUCUGUGUGAAAGCAAGCAUUUUCUUGCUUUAAAUGCGAAAUGGUGAGCUGGCAGAUGCUUGUGUGGAGCUGUGGUCAAGAUGCUCACGGCACACAGUAAAAAAUUGGGCCCCACUUUAUUUAGAUAGCCCACAAUCUAUAGACAGUAGUCUAUUCAAAUUAACCAGGGUACCAGGGUUAGAUUUAGGACCAGGGUUAGGGUUAAAUAUAUAGUUGAACUUAGUUAAAUACAAGAUAAACAUCUACAGCGGACUAUCUAAAUAAAGUGUUACCAAAAAUUGUGAUUGGUUAAAGGGCUUAUUUGCAUAUCGCACAGCUGUAUGCGAUAUCAGUAUUGCAAAGGCCAGUAUCACGAUAAUGAUUAACAAGCAUUGUAUUACACUCUACACUCUUUAAGAUGGUUCUUCAAGGGUUUUUAGUAAAGACAGUGGUUCUCUACAGAACCAUGAACACUAAAGAGCUGUUUGCUGCUUAAA